AUGCCGACCUGCCCCGUGUGCGAGCAGAACGUCGACGCCGACGACGUUGCGUUCGAGCAUCAUGUCAAUGCCCAUUUCGACGAGCCCGCCGAGACGUCGGCGGCCGGAGCAAGACGUUUGAGUAAUGGCGCCGACGGCUCUGACGACUCGAUCGAGGCUCCUGCGAAGCCGCCGUGCUUUGUGUGCGGCAAAGCACUCGACCACCUCGAUGAGGCGGCAACGAAUGCUCACGUUACCGCUUGUCUUGUGCAACGCGGGGACGGUGAGCGGGAACUGGACAACCCGGACAACUACGACUACAGCUCGGAGGAAGACUUCCCCGACUUUGGACACGAGGGACCGGAUCCGAAUCAGACGGGCGCAAGGAAGCACCGCAAGAACGGCGUGUGGGAUGCAGCAGCGUUUGCGAACCGAUCAUACAGGGCCAAGCAGCGGGAUAAGUGGUGGGACCCAGUAACAGGCCGACUGGACGCGGGCAGCGUGCCGCCAAACUUUUCGCCAGGCGUCAUGCCCGUCGUGCGCCAGCUCAUCGCCCAGGACCGCAAGUGCGACGGCGUCACAGUCCGGCAGGCCGUGCACAUCAAGGGCGCGUGGGGUUUCGAUGGCAGCGAGUGGGAGAAGACGGAGCCUGGCGUGCGCACAAUCCAGCAGUGGAUUGAGGACGCUUGGCGCGCCGGCUUCGACCCGCACGGCAAGCAGCAGCUCAAGGGCAAGCUCGUCGGAACGAGCAAGUGGAUCGGGACGUCUGGUGAGCUCCCCCUGGGUUGUCGUCGAGCUGACUCCAGACCUCUACGCCAUGUUCUCCUACCUGUGCAUCGACACCAGGCUGGCCGACGCACCAAGUGCUCGGGCUAUGGGUCAAGCGAUACUUUGAUUACGCGUCACGUCAUAUCUUCCUCUUAUCCUCCAGGUGAACUUCGUCGGCUAGGGAAUGAGCUGACCUCAGCACGCCGGACACUCGCGCACGAUCGUCGGGUACGAGGAACGCAAGGGCGAGAUAACGCUGCUGAUACUGGAUCCGGCCAAGUGAGCUUCCCCGCAUUUGUCGCAGCUGACAGCAGGACUGUGCCCAAGGAUGUCCGGGCGGCAGGCAUCGAGGCGGCCCGAGAGGCGCGAUCCGCACGGCCCUCUGCGUCGAGCGACUCGCCCGAUGACGUGCUGGAGGGUGCAGCCGCUGCGGCGCCCAGCGAUUCCGACGAGGUGACGGCGGACGGCUGGGUGCGGCGCAAGGUUGUGAGCAAGGUCGCCAAGGCGGGGCAGAAGGUGAGCGCGAUGGGGAGCGGACUGAACGUGUUCCGUGUCAAUCUCACACGUUGGAGCGGGCACAACCAGUACCAGAUCCUUGCGUUCAGUGGGGGCCGGAUCGGUGCUGGGGAGAGUGCGAAGCGCAAGCACCCGACGUGCACUGCUGUGGACGCUGUGGACCUGGAGUGA
Molecule: messenger RNA, 1434 nt
Organism: Trichosporon asahii var. asahii CBS 2479
Lineage: Eukaryota; Fungi; Basidiomycota; Tremellomycetes; Trichosporonales; Trichosporonaceae
Exons: 7
Coding region: 1-1434 (477 amino acids)
Source: RefSeq, a predicted model, not a curated record